Xyrichtys novacula (pearly razorfish) is the source of this 841-nucleotide messenger RNA. The record is from the annotation of a GenBank genome assembly. Lineage: Eukaryota; Metazoa; Chordata; Actinopteri; Labriformes; Labridae.
AUGGCAUGCCAUACCUAUCCAAUAAAUACCACAACAAGGAUGGCACGCCGCAUGAAGGCAGCAGAGGAACGCUCUGCAUGUUUAGAGAAAGUGCUAAACACUUAUAAAGAAGUUACAAGGUUAAAGCAGGCCAACCUCACGCUGACAAAGCAGUUAGAGGCAGCCCAACUGAGUCUUGAGAGCUUGUGUAAGUAUUACAUGGGUCAUAUGGGUGGUUUUUAUUGGUGAAAAUUAUGUGUUACUAACAAGUUAAAUUAAUGUAAUAUGUAGUUAAUAUUAGCACCCUUUGAAGUUGUUGCGUUUUUAUAUGUGUACAUGUGUGUAAUUUGUUUUUGACUGUUGUGUGUCAUAAAAAUGCAUUUGUCUUUGUAUGUGUUGUUGUGUAUGUGGUCAGUAUAUUUCUAAUUGGUGAAAUGUUGUUUGAAAUAUUUUUAGUUGGACCUGACGACUUGUUCAAAAGUGUGGAGAAGGCUGGUGAGCUUGCCAGCAAUACGUCAGGAUUGGAAAGUGAGUAUGUGGCAUUGUUUGUAAUUAGCAAGAUUACCAACUUAUAUCCUCUUUUUUGCUAAUGUGAAGCCAACAAUAAGGUUAUGUUUUUGUGUUCAUCUUGUCAUGUGGACAUGUUGCAUGUCCCAUUUUUAUGUAGAGUGAAAGUGAUAUUGUAAAACAUUAUUAACAUUGAUUUGAAUCAUGUGUAGGUGUACCACCAGUAAAGGCAGCUGAAAGUCAUACCACAUCAGCUGGGGAAGCAGUGGCUGGUGUCCUCGAAGGCAUGGAGGAGGGGGGGAAUUUACACAAUGCCUCUAACUUAGAAGGAGUUGUGGAAAUGACUGGGUCUUGA